Nymphaea colorata (pocket water lily) is the source of this 3346-nucleotide messenger RNA. Its product is annotated as pentatricopeptide repeat-containing protein At5g16860. The record is from RefSeq and is a predicted model, not a curated record. The transcript is spliced from 2 exons. Gene Ontology annotation, molecular function: RNA binding; zinc ion binding; protein binding. Bases 256 to 2952 code for a protein of 898 amino acids. NCBI's taxonomy places the organism in Eukaryota, Viridiplantae, Streptophyta, Magnoliopsida, Nymphaeales, Nymphaeaceae. Gene Ontology annotation, biological process: RNA modification.
ACUGGAACCUCCUUAUCUACCGCCUGUAGCUUGAAGACAACCGGACGGUGGCCCUUUACGCUCUCGACCCCCUCAGGCGGCCGGGCUGCUGGAGAAACCACGGACAUCAGACCGGAGAAGCGCCCAAGACCCCCAAUGGUAGGAGAGGUGCUAUGGAUGAUCACUUGUACUUAGUGAAGGUUCUAACCUGCCAAAAUUGGCUUCAUUUUGGAUUUCUGCUCUUUCAGCAGGCCUAGAAUAUGGAGGGGAGUUGGCAUGAUAUUAUAUUUGUUCAGCCUGGCGAAAAAGGGGCCUUUCUUUUUCCCUGCCAGCCUUUGUGGUAGACAUUUAUGGCAGGGGAAAUUUUCAUCCUCCUUGUCUUCAGCAACAUCUUAUCAGUGUUUAUGUUCUGUGGAGGAGAAUGUAAGUCACAAUGUGCACGAAGACGGAAAAAGCAUAGAAGACAUGAUAUCCCUCUUGAAGAACUGCAUCAGAAGCAAGUGUCUGUCUCAUGGGAGGCGGGUUCAUCAACAAAUAGUGGACCUAGGGAUACAGGCCCAUUAUGCUAUCCAAAGCUGUCUGGUGGACAUGUACUUGAAAUGCGGCAGUCUAUCAGAAGCUCGCUCUAUUGUGUCCAAUUGCCAGGUCUCCUCCCAGCCCUUGUCUGUUUUCUGGUGGAAUACCACUAUCAAGGAACAUGUCAAGCAUGGCUUAUUUGCAGAUGCAGUCAGCCUUUACAAGCGCAUGCUCAAGGUUGGGGUGAAGCCAGAUAAUUUUACUUUUCCUUUUGUCCUAAAAGCAUGUGGUGAGCUGUCUGCCUUAGAUGAUGGAAAAGAAAUCCACCGCUACAUUUCUACUGAUGGUUUUGUGGCAAAUGUAUUUGUCUAUAAUGCCCUCAUUUCUAUGUAUGCAAGGUGUGGAUGCAUCAAGAAUGCGCAUGACAUAUUUAAUGCAAUGCCAGCCGACCAAAGAGAUGUUGUUUCCUGGAACUCAAUAGUAGCAGCUUAUGUCCAAGGUGGCAAUCCAGAAACUGGUUUACAGAUGUUCUCCAGGAUGCAAGAGUAUGAUGAGGCAAGGUUGAUAAAAAAAAGACUUAUCCCAGAUAGGAUAAGCCUUGUCAAUGUUCUUCCCGCCUGUGCGUCACUGCGAUAUGCCCUAGGCGGCAAGCAGAUACAUGGUUAUGCCAUACGAAAGGGGCUCUCUUGUGAUCUUUUUGUAAAUAAUGCAAUUAUUGACAUGUAUUGCAAAUGUAGCCUGAUGCUACAAGCUGUCAAGGUUUUCAAUAGAAUGGCAACUAGGGAUGUGGUUUCUUGGAAUGCUAUGGUUACUGGCUACUCCCAGAGUGGUGAUUGUGAGAGUGCAGUUCAGCUAUUUAAUGAGAUGCAGGCAGAUGAUAUAUCACUCGAUGUUGUAACUUGGAGUGCAGUAAUUGCUGGUUAUGCACAGAGAGGACAAGGGAAUGAGGCCUUGACAAUUUUUAGGAAAAUGCAACUUUCAGGUGCAAAGCCCAAUGCUAUCACCCUCAUAUCACUCCUAUCAGCAUGUGCCUCUGUUGGAGCAUUGGUUCAAGGAAAGGAAGUGCAUGGUCAUAUUUUAAAAUAUUAUCCUGCUAGUAACAUUUGUGAAGAAAAUGCCAUGCUGAACAAUGCUCUUAUUGACAUGUAUGCCAAGUGCAAGCUUAUGGAAUCUGCAGAAGUUUUAUUCAAUUCAACAGGCAUGUCUGCCUCUUCAUUAGACAGAAAUGUGGUUACAUGGACCGUCAUGAUUGGAGGUCACGUUCAAAAUGGCAAUGCCAACAAUGCUCUACGACUCUUCUCUGAUAUGCUGCAUUCUCAAGCCAAGCCCAAUUCAUUUACCAUAUCAUGUGCUUUGAUGGCCUGUGCUGAUUUGUCUGCACUGCGUGAGGGUAAACAGAUCCAUGCAUUUGUUUAUAGAAACAGCAAGUAUCCUGUUCCUUUUGUCUCUAACUGCCUCAUAGAUAUGUAUUCCAAGUGUGGCACCAUAGAAACAGCAAGGAAAGUUUUUGAUAGGAUGCCUCAAAGAAAUGAAGUAUCUUGGACCUCAAUGAUGACUGGUUAUGGAGUGCAUGGGCGUGGCAAUGAUGCCAUUGGCAUGUUUCAUCAGAUGCAAAGAGAUGGCUUUGUGCCUGAUGAUGUAACCUUCCUUGUGCUGCUUUAUGCAUGUAGUCAUUCUGGACUACUGGAUGAAGGGCGCAAGUAUUUUGAAAGGAUGACUCCAGAUUAUGGAGUAGUUGCUGGAGCUGAACACUAUGCUUGCAUGGUUGACCUUCUUGGCCGAGCAGGCCAUUUGGAUGAGGUGCAAGAACUUAUAGCAAGCAUGCCAACGGAACCUAGCUAUGUUGUAUGGGUGGCACUCCUUAGUGCAUGCAGGAUUCACAAAAAUGUGGAGCUUGGCGAAUACGCAGCAAAGAGGCUAUUAGAAUUGGACUCAGAUGGAACUGAUGGAUCAUUUACACUACUCUCCAACAUAUAUGCCAAUGCUGGCCGCUGGAAGGAUGUUGCAAGAAUUCGGGGCUUGAUGAGGUCAUCUGGAAUAAAAAAGAGACCUGGGUGCAGCUGGGUCCAGGGCAGGGGUGGUACUACUGUCUUCUUUGCUGGAGACUACGCACACCCUCGAUCAGUUGAAAUAUAUGUGAUGCUUAAGACCUUGUUGAAAAGGAUCCGAGAGAUUGGUUACGUUCCAGAAACCAGCUUUGCCCUUCAUGAUGUGGAUGAAGAAGAGAAGGAUUCACUUCUCUCUGAACACAGUGAGAAGCUGGCACUCGCCUUUGCACUCCUUGAGGCAGUACCCGGGACUCCAAUUAGGAUUACCAAGAACCUUCGAGUGUGUGGUGAUUGUCAUUCUGCGAUCAAGUUUAUUUCACAAAUUGUUGAUCAUGAGAUUAUUGUUCGAGAUUCAAGUCGGUUUCAUCAUUUCUGCAAGGGUUCCUGCUCAUGCAAAGGGUUUUGGUGAGCAGUUGUAUGCCCUUUAUUUACAGAUGAAAUAGGAAAAUGGGUUAAAUAGUCGAAGAAGAAGAGAAGUUUGUUGUAUCAACAUAUCCCAGGAAAGUUCAACACAAGCCCUUUUCGUCCUAACGUUCCUACUCCUAUGGCAGUCAACCGCCUUCCUUCUCUGUACUAGCAUUCUUACAAUCGCCUUCUUUCUCUGUACUAGCAUUCUUACAACCGCCUUCUUGCUCUGUACUAACAUUCUUACAACAUUCUUCUUUCUCUAUACUAGCAUUCUUACUGCUGGAAAGCAGAAGGAGACGAGAAAAAUGCAUUUAUCUUGACAAUGUUCCUGUCAUCAGGUCGAUGGUUAUGGUACAAAAGGCUGAUAUAUAUUCCUAGUACUCCGUGCGUGCUCA